Messenger RNA from Peronospora matthiolae, 1233 nucleotides. NCBI's taxonomy places the organism in Eukaryota, Oomycota, Peronosporomycetes, Peronosporales, Peronosporaceae. The record is from the annotation of a GenBank genome assembly.
AUGGAUGCCGAUGUCGAUGCGAUAGACAUCGAUGAUGAUGAUGAUGAUGACGAAGAUGCUGGUAUAUUCAGCAUCGCCAAUUACUGCCAUAUUGAGGACGAUGACGCCCUCACUGGUGAAUUCAACGUUCUUUCAGCAGUGUACAAGAAGCGCACUGCUGUUGACAAGGAUGAAUCAGCAGAUGAAUUUUUGCUGACUCGCGAAGCGGUUGUUCGCUUUGUUCAAGACUCUAUUGCAGAUGCACUAUACAGACAGAAGAGAAACGCAGACAAACACGAAAGAGCAAAUUUUCUUUCAUUUGAUGAAGGAGACCUAGUUUUACUGUCUACAGUAAACCUACCGAAAUACGCAGUGACAAACAUGGGCAGCAGCAAAUUACUGCCCAGGUACAUCGGUCCAUUUUGUGUGUUGCGCCGCGUGUGCAACGCAUGCACGAUUGAACUGCCUCGUAGGAUGAAUACGCAUCCUACAUUUUACGUCGGAGAUCGCCGCCCGUGUUAUCAGUACGAUCCCGUUUUGAGAUGCGAAGAACACCUCCGCGGUCUAGAGUCGAGACCACCCUCGAUUGGUCCCGUUUCAACGAACCAGUCUGGUCGACUAGCGAAGCAACCUUCUCAUGCAGCUCAGCGAUGUCUCGACGAGCGGCAGCCAGCUCGUCACGAAGAGAACGAAUCGAACGUUCGUUCUCAAGUUGCGCGAACGCAAAUGCGGCACGAUCGUUCGAACGAUCGUGCGCUAAGGAGUUUUAAUUAUCAUUUACAAGGUCAUGGAGCUCAUGACGCCGAGUCCGUUCAUGAACCAAGUCAUCGUGUAACUGUUACGUUACACGGUUCAUCUCCUGAACAUCAAGCCGAUCCAACUAGCGAUUAUUCCGACGAAUCUCCGCCUCACGCAAGUCCAUCCAACGAUAGGACGCGUGGGGAUGGUGGUGAUGCACCCAUGCAUCACCACGAGCGAAGUUAUUUGAGGGAUUGGGGUAACACUGGUGCCAGUGAUCAUGCUGGCACCAAUCAAGAGGCCAGGGACCGAAAUGUCGUGCGCCACGCUUCCCCAUUGGAGUCUCCUUGGAUGACGCUAUCCAAAGAGUUGGACCGGUUGGCCGGCACGACUACCGAACGGGAUCGAAUCCUGUUGUUCGAUUGCAGGAAGAUUUGCCCACCUGAUUCCAGCACGGAAACUAUCCGUGCUGAGGAAGAGUUCUUCACAUAUGCGUUCUUUAAGCAUCGGUUAUAG